Messenger RNA from Rotaria socialis, 1950 nucleotides. The record is from the annotation of a GenBank genome assembly. NCBI's taxonomy places the organism in Eukaryota, Metazoa, Rotifera, Eurotatoria, Philodinida, Philodinidae.
AUGUCGUUUAAACGAAAGUGUGAUUUUGAUCAAUUCGAUUCAUCUUCGUCGACAACAUCAUUAUGUGCAGGAGAUGGACCAACGACGAUGUCAUCAAUGACAACAGCGAAACAUAUUAAAACAGAACAAUUGCUUAAUCGACUGUCAUCGAAGAAAAUUGUUAAUAUUCAUAAUUCUCCGUCCCAUGAUCAUAAUGACAAUGUCAAUACAAGUAAUGGCUCGCCAGUAUCAAAUAAUCAAGAAUCAAAUGGUGAUCAAAUUGAGUCAAACACUCAUCAUGAUGAAUUUAUAACACCUACAUCACCAAGUACUAAUAACAACAACAGCAUCAUUCAAAAUAACGAAACAAAUUCAACUAGUGCAACUCCUGUAAUUGAAUCUCAUUUGAAAACAAAAGAAAUACCACCGGAUGCAAAUCAGCCGCAACGAAAACGUCGCAAAAAUGUUCCAUCAUCAAAAAUAUCUCGACCAUCCAUACCGUCAUCAUCAUUAUCAAUAAUACCUAAUAGUAUUAAAAUUGAAAAAAAUGUUCCUCAAUUAUCAUCAAUUCCAACGAAUACAUCAUCAUCAGCAACAACAACAAAUACCACCACAACAGCCAAAGCAAAUACAACGAUGAUAUUUAAUUUAAUACGUUCAUUAUUGGAAGAAAAACAACUUGAUAAUAAUGAUGAAAAUUUAAUAUCAACUAUUGAUUGUCUUAUUGAUAGUUUACAACAUUUACGUGAAAGAAUAAAAAUAACUGACACAACAGCAGACGACAAUAAUGAUGAGAGAAAUUCUUCAACGAGGAAUAAUCAUCAUUAUCAUGAUGAUUCGAGUCCAUUAAAUUUAUCGAAGCCAAAAAUAAGACAUCAAACACGUGUAGCGUCAACAAAUAGUGAUGAAAUGAGUCCAAGUACAACAACGGUCAGUUCACCAUCACCGUCAUCAGCAAAUCUAUCAUUAGCAUCAACACUUUUUCCGUCUCAAGCGGCACUUUUUUAUGAAAAGCCCUUUUUUCCUCCAUUUUCAGUUCCGAGUCUGACUCAUUUCCAAAAUCAUUUGAAAAUAGCAGCUCCAUCGGUACUCAAUGAUCCUAUGAACUCAAAAAAUGGAGAAAACGGCUCUUCUCGAUGCGCAUUGACAUCUUCACUUGUAGCUGCUCUAAAUAUGUAUGGUUUCCCACCUACAUCCAAUCACCCUUCUCAUCAUUCAAAUUUACCAAGAUCAUCAAAUGAGACAGUAUACAUGAAUAACAAUAAUAGCCAUAAUAAUAAUAACAAUAAUAAUAAUAAUAACAACAACAACAACAACAACAACAGCAACAACCAUCACUAUCGCGAUGUAUCUAUUGACAAAGAGUCGUCAUUAGCUCGUCAUGGAUCAACAAAUCGAAAAGAAAGAAAUUCUGGUCAUCAACAUUCAUCACCAAACAGUUCAUCAAUUUUAGCAAGUAACAAUGGAAACAAUGGAACGAGUACAACACCGCCAGCAUCAAUAUCAUCCAACGAUCACAUUAAACGACCUAUGAAUGCAUUUAUGGUUUGGGCACGUGAAGAACGACGAAAAAUUUUAAAAGCUUGCCCAGACAUGCAUAAUUCAAGUAUAAGCAAAAUCUUAGGUGCUCGAUGGAAAGCAAUGAGUAACGAAGAAAAACAACCCUAUUAUGAAGAACAAUCACGUUUAAGUAAAGUUCACAUGGAAAAAUAUCCUGAUUAUCGAUACAGACCUCGACCAAAAAGAACUUGUGUCAUCGACGGUAAGAAAAUGCGUUGGUCGGAGUAUAAACAAAUGUUAAAACAACGAAAACAUAGUUCAUUUGAUGAUCCAUCAUCACCUGAUGGAAAUCAUUUUCGAAGUAUAAAAGAGGAUGACGACGAUGAUGAUGAUGAUGAGGCUGUGGAUGAUGAUGAAUGUAGUACAGAUGGUAGUAACAAUUCUCAAAAGGCGCUUAUUUUUGCUGAUUAA